GAGCGGAGUCCUUAUUCAACGCCUUUGCAACAGCAGCCUUCUUCAAGUUCGUCAUCUUCUCCAUCUUCGAGAUGCGCUACCUGCUCGCCAUCUGGAAGGCCCGCCGCCCCGCACAGUCCUCGGAGAGCUGGGACCUCAUGCGGAGGGAGCUCUCCAUCCUCUACUCGCGAUUCUACGGCUUCCUCCUGGGCGGCAUUCUCCUCAUCUACCGCUUCAGCACGGCGCUACGUUACCUGCUGCUGCUCUUCUACUCCUUCUGGAUCCCCCAGAUAGUCACAUCCGUUAUAAGGGACUCGCGCAAGCCCCUCCACGUGCACUACAUUCUCGGCAUGUCCGCCACCCGCCUCGCCAUCCCGCUCUACAUUUUCGGGUGCCCGAAAAACUUUAUGCGCGUGGAGCCGAGUCCCGCGUGGUGCGCUGCGUUGAUCGCGUUCAUGGGAGCGCAGGUGGCGGCGCUGCUGCUGCAGCACUACCUGGGGCCGCGCUGGUUCAUCCCCAAACAGGUGGGUGGGUUGCUCGUUCGGGUGUGCUGGUUGAUUCCCAAGCAGGCGGGUGGGUUGACUGUGGCUGGAAUUGCGUUCAUGGGCGCGCAGGUCGCGGCGCUGCUGCUGCAGCACUACCUGGGGCCCCACUGGUUCAUUCCCAAGCAGUUCCUCCCUGAAAAGUAUUCCUACUUCCGCCGCGUGUCGUGCCUCAUGAGGCAGAGCAACGACGCUGACGACAGCGGGCCGGCAGACUGUGUCAUCUGCAUGACGCCCGUGCCCAUCACCUCCCACUCCAUGGACCGCAUGGUGACUCCCUGUGACCACAUGUUUCACACGGCAUGCCUGCAGCGUUGGAUGGACAUCAAAAUGGAAUGCCCCACCUGCCGCCGCUGCCUCCCCCCCGUCUGA
This is a messenger RNA of Closterium sp. NIES-65, 893 nucleotides long. The record is from the annotation of a GenBank genome assembly. Lineage: Eukaryota; Viridiplantae; Streptophyta; Zygnematophyceae; Desmidiales; Closteriaceae.